Messenger RNA from Anneissia japonica, 1370 nucleotides. Its product is annotated as 28S ribosomal protein S29, mitochondrial-like. Gene Ontology annotation, biological process: apoptotic process. NCBI's taxonomy places the organism in Eukaryota, Metazoa, Echinodermata, Crinoidea, Comatulida, Comatulidae. Gene Ontology annotation, molecular function: structural constituent of ribosome. Gene Ontology annotation, cellular component: mitochondrial ribosome; mitochondrial small ribosomal subunit. The record is from RefSeq and is a predicted model, not a curated record.
UUUGUACAGAGAGUGGAAUGCAGGAGUUGAAAUUCUUAUCAUCAUUGAACCCCGGUGCUGUACAACGGAUCUGCUUCUCACUAUAACAUCCGUUUAUUUAAAGAUUUCUUGUGGAUCAGUCACUUUAAGUAGCUCACAAAUGUGCUAAAAACAAACAAAUUCAUAUAAUACUGUGACUCCUGGUUUAUAGCUUAUAUUUCAAGAUUAUUUGCAAAUUAGUCAAUUUAAAUGUGCUGAAAAUAAAAAAAUUAAAUAAUAUUGUGACCAAGGGCGGCGCGUGGAUUUGCCCAAUGGGGAACCCGAGGUCCCCGACGGGGGUUGCGAUGUCCCCGACGAUGAUAGCAAAGUUCCUGCGGUCGAGUGUCGCUCAAAAUGUUUCAAAAGUAGUCCAGCCGACGAAGACCCCAAAAAAUAUGACAAUUUAUUUCCUGACUCACAGACUCAAUAAUGAGGCCUGGUAUGGACCAUCAUGUUUCCUAAAUGAUACUUUAGCAUUCCACUUGCAAAGCCUCACAUAAAUUACUUGGUUAUAGAUUUUUGAAUUGUCAGUUCUGUACUCCCUAAGCUCCUCAUGAACACCCAUUUUGUAAGAGAGCAUUAUAAAGUUAUGAAAUGUUGAGUUAUGAUUUCCUCAAGCUUUUAUGAAAUGACUUGUUUAUAGAGAACUGGGAAAGGGCAUUAGGCUGUAGGGAGUCCCAACUCGCCAAGCCUCUAAACAAUUACUUGAAGUCAAUGUUUCUGAUCAAUUUUUAACAGAGUAACUUUGUAGAUGCUUUGUGCAGUAAUGCUCUUUCUUUCUCUACGUGAAGCUACACAAUUUGUGCCCCUACUUGGGACCCCUUCUACAUUAUAUUCUCAUUUUCUUUUUCCCAUGAAGGUACAGUAUUUUCGUCAUUAUUCUAUGAAUGUAUUCAUGACGUGUGUCCGUGUUUGGGUUUAAAUAGUUUAUGCUUGCCAGUAACAACCUGCUUGUUUUGACCAUUUGUAAUACGCUAAAUGUGCUCUGUGAGUCAAAACUGUAGGACAGGUGGAAUGAACUUUUUUACAUUGACAGUUCUGGUAAAUUCCACCUCUUACAAAUUUCUGUAUAUUGUAUAUUAUUCGUUUUCUUUAAUUUUUUUUGUGGGAAAUGAAUGUCUGAAAUGAAAAUUUGAAUUGAAGGAGACCACUAUACUAGCUAUAUACAUACACAAAAUUGUAGCCUCGACUGAACAGGUUAUAAAAUGUAGCCAAAUUAAUUAACAUGAAAUAGUGUUUUAAGGCUGAUACUUGAAUAGCCACUGUCAACUUUUAUGAACUUUAAGUUGAAUUAAAGCCAGAGAAAACUGUUAUUAGUUUAUAUUAUUGCCCAAUAAAUAGGCUUUUCAAUA